UAAAAAGGUUCUGGGAGGUUAGGGUUUUUCUUUCUCUAGUCGACUGCAGAGUGCCUAGUUCUCCUCCUUUCGGUCGACCUUUUCUUACCAUCUCUCGAUCAUGGCGGAACAGACGGAGAAGGCAUUCCUGAAGCAGCCGAAGGUGUUCCUAUGUUCGAAGAAAAGCGGAAAGGGGAAAAGGCCCGGGAAGGGUGGAAACCGUUUCUGGAAAAGCAUUGGUCUGGGGUUCAAGACGCCGAGAGAAGCUAUUGAAGGAACUUAUAUCGAUAAGAAAUGCCCCUUCACUGGGGAUGUUUCCAUCAGGGGUCGCAUUCUUGCUGGCACCUGCCACAGUGCUAAGAUGAUUAGAACCAUCAUUGUUCGCCGCAACUACCUUCACUAUGUGAAGAAAUACCAGAGAUAUGAGAAGAGGCAUUCCAAUAUUCCUGCCCACGUAUCUCCAUGUUUCCGUGUGAAGGAGGGUGACCAUGUAAUCAUUGGACAGUGCAGACCUUUGUCCAAGACUGUGAGGUUCAAUGUGUUGAAGGUCAUUCCAGCAGGAUCUUCUGGUGGUGGUGGAAAGAAGGCUUUCACAGCAAUCUAAGGCUAAUCGAAGUUUUAGAUAGCAAAUAGCUUUAAGCCCCAUGGACCCUACCUUGAUUUCUUGAUCUUCUAGUCUUGCUAUUUUAUAUUUGGCGGAUAGGAUUUUAAGACAUCCAUUCUUUUGGGUUGAUUUUGAAAUAUAAUUUCAUUGUUUUAAGUUUAUUUUUGAAAGCCAUUGUUUCAAUGUUUA
Messenger RNA from Nelumbo nucifera (sacred lotus), 772 nucleotides. Its product is annotated as small ribosomal subunit protein uS17. Lineage: Eukaryota; Viridiplantae; Streptophyta; Magnoliopsida; Proteales; Nelumbonaceae. Gene Ontology annotation, cellular component: ribosome; cytosolic small ribosomal subunit. Gene Ontology annotation, biological process: translation. The record is from RefSeq and is a predicted model, not a curated record. Gene Ontology annotation, molecular function: structural constituent of ribosome.